AUGUAUUCAUGGGAGUGCGGUUUUGGAAUCAGGUACGGUAAGAGCCGUACAAAUGUCAAAGGUGCUAAAAGCAUGCAAGAGCUGCUUUGCAACUGCGGGGGGAAACCAAAGAAGGCGAACUCUACCUCUUCGAGAACAGAGUGUCCAGCGAUGAUUAGAUUGCUGAGAACUGAAGAUGAUGGCUGGUACAUAUGUGAGUAA
Molecule: messenger RNA, 201 nt
Organism: Triticum turgidum subsp. durum (durum wheat)
Lineage: Eukaryota; Viridiplantae; Streptophyta; Magnoliopsida; Poales; Poaceae
Source: the annotation of a GenBank genome assembly